Phlebotomus argentipes is the source of this 3463-nucleotide messenger RNA. RefSeq names its product cyclin-T (gene CycT). The transcript has 4 exons. Gene Ontology annotation, cellular component: nucleus; cyclin/CDK positive transcription elongation factor complex. Gene Ontology annotation, biological process: regulation of transcription by RNA polymerase II; positive regulation of DNA-templated transcription, elongation. Gene Ontology annotation, molecular function: cyclin-dependent protein serine/threonine kinase activator activity. The coding region runs from base 191 to 2863 and encodes 890 amino acids. NCBI's taxonomy places the organism in Eukaryota, Metazoa, Arthropoda, Insecta, Diptera, Psychodidae. The record is from RefSeq and is a predicted model, not a curated record.
UGUCAAUCGUGGUGGUGACAAACAAUCUGCGUCGCGCUGCAUUUUUCCACAUUUUCCCUGCACCAGGAAUCAUUGAGAAACAUUUUGGGGUGCAGGAGUGUGUGCAGAAAGGCUGGGAGUGAAGUGUAAAGUGCCUGUUGUGCCAUUUGUCUUGCACACAUCGCGCAUUUUGACGGGGUGUAAAAGUGUGAUGGCCGAGAGUGCUGACAAAGAUUCGCGAUGGUACUUCACGACGGAACAAUUACAGAACUCCCCCAGCCGAAAAUGUGGUAUAGAUGCGGACAAGGAGCUUGUGUAUCGCCAACAGACGGCAUACCUGAUCCAGGAGAUGGGGCAAUCUCUGAGAGUAUCCCAGCUGUGUAUAAACACCGCCAUCGUUUAUAUGCACCGCUUCUACGCAUUUCACUCUUUCUCCCACUUCAAUCGCCACAGGAUAGCCGCAGCGAGCCUCUUCCUGGCGGCAAAGGUGGAGGAGCAGCCACGAAAACUCGAGCAUGUCAUUCGUGUGGCCUUCACAUGUCUCAACAUCGAGGCGCCCGAUCCAUCCAAAGAGUCUUUCUCGGAGCAGGCGCAGGACUUAGUGUUCAAUGAGAAUGUCUUGCUCCAGACAUUGGGCUUCGAUGUGGCCAUUGAUCAUCCCCACACACACGUCGUAAAGACGUGCCACCUUGUGAGAGGUGAGACGAGUCGAACCACCUUAGGAAAUUCAGGAAUUUCACAGCAAUUCUCAGACACUCUAUCCCUUACAGCGUGCAAAGAUCUGGCCCAGACUUCUUACUUUAUGGCGUCCAACAGUUUGCACCUAACAACAAUGUGUCUUCAGUACAAGCCAACUGUUGUGGCAUGCUUCUGUAUCCAUCUGGCUUGUCGAUGGUCAAAUUGGGAUAUUCCUCAUUCGUCUGAGGGUCUGCCGUGGUUUCACUAUGUAGACAAAUCAGUGACAAAGGAGCUGCUGACGCAACUUACUGAGGAGUUUCUGCAAAUCUAUGAAAAGAGCCCAUCGAGGCUGAAGAACAAGUUGAAUUCCAUCAAGACACUGGCCCAGAGUGCAAAGACCGAUGAUGGCCCCAAGAGUGGAUCAUCAUCAAGUCAGGAGCGUUCGUCCAAUCACCACAGAACCUCUAUGUCGCACUCGCAUCACCAUGCCAAGCAGACGGUGGAUCCUAAUAAUCCAAAGGCGGCGAUGCCUUCGUCAUCUCGUCAGCAGCAGUAUCAGAUGCAUCAUCAGGGAAAGUCGAGGGACCGUCUAAUUGCACCGCCACGCGAUGGACAAAAUUCUAUGAAAAACAGCAUGGCGGGAAAAAGUGGUGCGAUUCAGAGCAGCUCGAGUCACAAUCGAGUAUUGCCGCCUCCAAGAGAUGCCUUCUCGAGGGAGUCGGGCAAGAGCCGACCCUCCUUUCCUCAUCAUUCAGGCGCAUUUCCGCAUCAUCAGCAAAAGAAAGAGUCCUUCCUGUUGUCUUCCGCACAGUCAUCAUCGAAACCCUACUUUGGUGAUCCCACUCGGACACAUCCGAGCACGUCCAACUUAUCCCAGGGUAUGAGGUAUGGGCAGAAUUCACACAAACACUCCGAGGUGACGUUUAGCCAAUCGAAAAACUCGCUAGGACAUCAGGGUAUCGAGGAGGCUUUGCAGAACAAAGAUGUGGCUGAAUCUGUGUCUCCUAAGCAUCCGCAGAAAUCCAUUUUUAGUCCUGAUCAGCCUGAGAAGGUGGAUGUGGUGAAGAAGGCGCCGCCGCCUAUGCGAUUUGAUGAGCGACGCGAUAUGAAGAAGGAGAAGAAGCCCGAUGUAAAGGCACCCGUUCAGAAGGUGGCUACUGUUAAACCUAUGACAAAGCAUCCUUCAUCAUUUGGAGGACCACCGUACAAGUCUGCGACGAGCAGUGUGAAACGAUCCUUUGACGAAAUGACCCGCCAUGAGGAUAGUGGCAUUGAUUUCCGGGAGGCAAAGAUGCGUCGCUCAGAGGCGGAGAAUGAAUCGCGUGCGCGAGCUGGGAAAAUGGAUAACAUGUCAUCGGUGAAUCCUUUGAAUUUGGGAGGGAGUUUUAAUGCCUUCGACACGACAUUUGAUCAGCACAAGGGCAACAAAACGUUUCCACCAUCACUGGCUAACAGCAUCGAAACGAAUCCAGAUCUGGUGAGUUGUCUGCUCAAGGAGAGUCUCAGUGAGAACAAGUUCGGGUCAGCAUUGAGCACGGUAGCGGGCGGUGGUCAGGAAAAGCCGUCCAUGCAUCCUGCGGUGCAGGGCGGCAUGGAGGGGCCGAUAGUGUGUGAGGGUGUCACUUUGACUGCUGAGGGAAAGAUUGCGGGCAUGCCGUGUGCUGGUGGGGCGCCGCAGCCUGCGACUCUGGUGAAAGUUGUUGCCGACAUGGCUCUGGAGGCCGGCGGGGACGUGCUGCAUCACAAGAGCAAGUCUGAGAAGAAGAAGAAGAAGGACAAGCAUAAACACAAGGAGAAGGAUAAGAGCAAAGAUCGCGAGGAGCGAAAGAAGCAUAAGAAGGAUAAAGAGCGGGAGAGGACGAAAGAUGAUGAGCAGAAAGGAGGCGAGGAAGCGCCUGUCACCGUCAAAUUCUUGCCGCUGCCGCCGAGGGACAAGGGAUCUGUGGAAGGCGGCACCGACAGUGGAGUGAAGCUCAAAAUCCCGAGAGACAGGAUACGGACGGACUUGAGUGCCGGCCAUAUAGGAUAUGACAACAGCAUGCCAUCGGUUGAACUGAUACCGGAAAAGCCGUCAUCCUCACUAAAGAUCAAGAUCUCCAAAGACAAGAUUGAGAACUUUUCCGAUGGGUCGUCUUUCGCUGGGCCGUUUGCCGGUGGAAAGAAGAAGGAUAAGGAUAAGGAUAAGCCUAUGAAGUACCCAAUGUAAUUGGGUUCUGACAUAAAGGAGCGUCUCAGUAAUUACAUAUAUGAUUGAGACAGAGAGAGCAAGCAGGGAGAUGUAUUUUGAAUUUACCUCUUGUUUCCUUUACAUGUAAUAGCUUGUAAGAUUGAAGACAGAAAAAAUACACAGAAUAAGCUUCUGAAAAGGAAAUGAAAAAAAAGCAUGGAAAAUAGGGACAAAGUACGAUUGUAAAAUUAUAUCCACGAGAUUGUGAAUAUUAAAAUUAGUAGUUUUAUGAAAUGAUUGAGAAUGCAUGGAAGAAAACUACCAGAAAAUUGGGAGUUUUUUCUAUUUUUUUUUAUCCAAUUACUGUUAGCGAAAAUGUUAUUGCUAAUUAAAUAUGAUAAGCAGAUGAUAUACAAGAGUCUACAAAAUAAAUUAUUUUGCAGAAGCGACUACAAAUUUGGUCAUGAUUUACUCUUAACAAGAGGCGAGAUCCUCUUGCAGUUUAUCUCGCGAAAAUGAAUUUUCUGCGGGGAAGAAAUUCUGUAGAUGUUUGAGAUUCACUCAACAGAUCUAUUGCAGAUUUAUCGACAUUUAGUUGAAUUUGUAUAUAGGAAUAUUAAAUAAACACUUUUUCUCAUA